AGCCGUUGGGAUGGCUUCCAGCAACGAGGAAGGCGGCCCGAGGGAGGAACCGGCCCUGGCCUUCCCGGUCACCGAAGAGCAGAGGCGAGAGCUACGGGAGGCCUUCGAGUUGUUCGACCGCGAUAGGUCGGGCCUGAUGGAUGUCAGCGACCUGAAGAUAACUGUAAAGGCUCUGGGCUGCGAGUUGAGGAAAGAGGAGGUGAAGAGAAUCAUCUCUGAAUUCAGUGAAGAAAGGCCAGGGAAGCUGAAUUUUAGGUCUUUUCUGCAGGUGAUGACUCAGAAAAUGGCGGAGCCAUUUUUGGAAGAGGAGGUCGUGAAAGUUUUCAAGGUGUUUGACUGUGAUGACACCGGCAAGAUCUCCUUUGAGAAUCUCAAGGUGAUAGCUGGUGAGGUUGGGGAGGAGAUCACGGAUGAGGAGCUGCAGGAGAUGAUUGAUGAAGCAGAUGUGGAUGGAGAUGGGGAAGUGAACGAAGAGGAGUUCCUCCGGAUUCUGACACUGACCGACUGAUAACUGCAGCAUUUUCUUUUUUGCUCUCAUUCCCCUAUAAACAGUUAGUUACAAUGUCA
Molecule: messenger RNA, 567 nt
Organism: Calidris pugnax (ruff)
Lineage: Eukaryota; Metazoa; Chordata; Aves; Charadriiformes; Scolopacidae
Product: caltractin-like
Exons: 5
Coding region: 11-508 (165 amino acids)
Cellular component (GO): cytoplasm
Molecular function (GO): calcium ion binding
Source: RefSeq, a predicted model, not a curated record